This is a messenger RNA of Ilex paraguariensis (yerba mate), 385 nucleotides long. NCBI's taxonomy places the organism in Eukaryota, Viridiplantae, Streptophyta, Magnoliopsida, Aquifoliales, Aquifoliaceae. The record is from the annotation of a GenBank genome assembly.
AUGCUGCGUAGUUUUCAGUGGAUUGUGCCUGCCUACACCAUGCCAUCGGAUGCUCAACAUGUGAUAGUGCUUCGGGAUGUCGUGAGGGAAGAUUUCUCAUGCACCCUAGCCGAGCGCCUAGGGGAUGAUAUCACAAAGGUCCUCCAUAAAUUGGAUACCCUCCCUGCCAAAAUAAGUGCCAAUAUGAUGUCCGGUCAUCAAAAAGUGAAAAAUGGCACCGUGGUGAAGAAAACAACACUUGAGACACAGAGAGAAAUAACUGAUGCUUGGAAGAAAUUUGUCAUGGAUAGGAAAACCAAAGUAAUUUGCUAGGACUUUGAUGGAAAGACUCUCUCUUUCUUUUAACUUCGUUAGUGUUCUAAUUCUAAACAGGAAUUGUGUUGCC